GAAGGCACUGGGGUAGAUUGGGGAUUACAUUGUAGACUGGGGAGUAGCGAGGUAUCGGGACCAAGGUACAAAUAAGCAUAAGAUGGCUAUGAAUGUUAGUCUGGACCCCAAUAACCCUGAUGACAAGUGCAGUCGCUAUGACGUUUUGUCCUGGAUCAAUGAAACAUUACAGACUAAUUUUACUCAAGUGGAGCAAUGUCGUUCAGGUGCAUGUUUUUGCCAGCUUAUGGACUUGCUCUUCCCAGGGUCCAUCGACAUGAGCAAAGUAAAGUUUGAGUCCCAAAAGAGGUCUGAUUUUAAACAGAACUACAGUCUUCUGCAGACGGCUUUCCGAAAAUCAGGCAUAAAACAGCCAGUCCCUGUGAAGCAGCUUCUCACAGGAAAGUUUAGACCCAAUUUCACCUUUCUGAAAUGGUUCAGGAAAUUUUUCUUUGCCAAUGAGAGACAAAGGAGAGAGUACAAACCAGUUGAAGCUCGUAAUGGUCAGGAUAUUGUACAGGUAGAUGAACCUGUUAAGUCUCCAAGAUCCUGGAAAAAUCCACGUGAAUCUGGCAGAGUAAGAGACGAGUCUGACAAAGACAUGGAAUUGAAUGGAAGGAGACAACCUGUGACUUACGAUUCUAAAUGGGAAAGAACCUUCAAGUGGAUCAGAGCCAGCCAUAUGGAAGACAACUGUGCUUACUGCACUUUGUGUGACUACAAUAUCAUUCUACACGCAGGUUUUUUCGAUCUGAAGCGACACCAACAGACUCAGAAGCAUAUGAAGCGUGAGAUGGGAGGAUUAAAUUCAUCUGGCAGAAAAAAGAUUGAAAACUCUAUUUCCUGUAGUGAAACCAUGCUUCUUUUCAUUCAAAACCAUUGCCUCUCCAGUUUACCCUCAAGGAUCAACAAGGUCUCCCAACGUACUGCAAGCUACAUCCUCGGCCUGAAUUAUCCAAGUGAUAUUGUUUCUGCUUGUAAGAUGAAUCCCUACUGUAUAUAUAUAUAUGGGCAGGUGCUGCUUGAUGCAGAAAGCAGAGAAAGGACCUCCUGCCAUGUGGUGCUAGUGGGCUUUUUUGAGGAAAAGCGAGCAAGGUAUUGUAUCCGUCUCCUUGAUGUCUUUCAGGCUGAAGAUGGUAGCUCUGUAUCUGGAUGUUUACUCAAUGUCCUUCAAAAGUUUGAGCUUCCUGCUGGCAACAUGGUAGCUUUCUACGUUAAUGACCAGGAACAGACCUCAGGAAGUGUUGUGUCACAGAUUCAGGAGCUCAAUUCACAGGUGAUUGAUCUCGGAGGACUUUACAACGUACCUGACUCUGCCUGCAGUGCUGGCCUACAAGCUCACUCCAGUCAGGUUCAGGAACUUAUUGCCAGCAUCUAUGAACACUUCUCAACUUGUUCCACCAGCAAUGACAAUCUCAAGAUGCUGUUUGCGGGCAUUGAAGGAUUAAAAGACACCAGCGCUCCCCUCUCACACAGUUGUGAGGAGUUUUGUGUGCUUGUUCAAAGGAUGCUUGAAAUGUGGAGUGAUUUGGUAUCAUACUUCACUUCCUGCGAUGAAAAUAAUGAUAAAGCUAAGCAAAUUUGUUCGCAGCUGGAGAAUCCUAAAGUUAGGAUCACCUUGAUGUUUCUGGAUCAUGCUCUUGGACCACUCCGUGUCUUCGAGCAGCACCUGCAACAAAGCAAAGGCUCAGUUCGUGCCGAUCUUGUCCAGAUCCUUCGAGAAGCAAGUGGACUCCUACGUUCGUAUGCCUCCAGCUUUCUUCGCCCUCAAGCGGUCAUACGCUACCUGAAGGAACGAGACCCAGCCAUCCUGGAGAACUCAACAUUCUGCCUUCCUGCAACUGAGCUCAGUUUGGGUGGUGUGGUAGAAGACUUCAUCUCUGCCAGAGAAGAAGAGCUAGCAGAUUCCAUUAAUGUGUUUCAUGAUGAGUGUUUAGCUUUCUACAAAACUCUUACAACCUCCAUCGCUGACAGUCUACCUCUGAGCGAUAGUGUCCUGAGGGGCAUUUCACAGCUUCUCAGCCCAGCAGGAAGAUUGAAGGUCACAGGAAAGAGUAUAGUUGACCUUGCUGUACAAUUUGGCAUCUGCUCCAAACCUGAGGAUUCUGCUAAGCUCACGGAUGAGUUCUUGGAGUACCAGCUUGUAGAGGAUGAAGAAGACACGCCUUCAACCCUUCCUCUGGAGCGAUACUGGUGUAAUGUGCUCAAGACUUUUCCACCAGAAUCCAUCUUCAAGAGACUUGUCCUCUGUUUUUUGAUUUUGCCCUGUCCAUCUCUUGAAGCAGAAAAGAUCUUUGCACAGGCUGUUGAAAAUGGAGAUGUUGCUCAUUGGGAUGAUAGUUCAGAGGAAAGUGACACAGAUUUGACAAAAGAGCUGGAUUCCAAUGAUGACUCUUCUCUAGACCACACUGAAGUCAAGAUUUCACCUAUCAGAAAUGGGCAAAUGAAAAAAAACAGAGGUAGCACAUCAGAGAUGGUUCAACACUCAGACACAGUGAAGCCGUGUGUGGUGCGACUGGAGAAGAUCACCUGUCAGAGAGAAAUGGACUUAAGGAGAGAUGGAGCCGAUGAUGAUAUCUGGACUAGUAGUACGAUACACGAGGGCUCCGUUAGGGGAAUUUAUGGUUGGGAGAGCAGCUUACGGCAGAAACCACAGGAACGUACAGUCUUUCAGGCUGGUACAGGCACCUGGAGCAAACCGGUGAACCCAGACAAGGACAGCAAACCAGAGGUGGUUAAGAACAAUGCUCGUUCAUCUGCAUCAAAUUCGACACCAAGCCCCAGAUCUGGAAAGAGAGAACAAGCGUACCACGAUGGAAAAGGUUAUGCCAUUGGAGAGCUUGUGUGGGGAAAAGUAAAGGGCUUCUCUUGGUGGCCUGGACUGGUGGUGGUGUGGAAGGGCAGGGCGCUUACUGUGUCUAUGAGGCGUGUGGAGUGGUUUGGAGAUGGCAUGUUUUCAGAGAUUCAUACAGAGGGACUGCUGCCCUUCGCUGCUUUGUGCAAUAGCAGCUAUCUGGUCUUAAAAGACUUGGGCUUUAAGGUGGAGCGCUACAUUGCCUCUGAGAUCUGUGAAGACUCCAUUGCUGUUGGGAUGAUCAAACAUGAGGGCCAGAUUGAAUAUGUGAAAGAUGUGCGCACCAUCACAAGGAAACAUCUGGCCGAGUGGGGGCCAUUUGACCUCCUGAUUGGUGGAAGUCCAUGUAAUGACCUGUCCAUGGUGAAUCCAGCCAGAAAAGGUCUCUUUGAAGGCACAGGUCGACUGUUCUUUGAAUAUUACCGCAUGUUAACCAUGAUGAGGCCGAGAGAGGGUGACGAUCGCCCCUUUUUCUGGCUCUUUGAGAAUGUAGUAGCCAUGAGUGCCCACGACAAGGCUGAUAUCUGUCGUUUCCUGGAGUGUAAUCCUGUGAUGAUUGAUGCUGUGAAAGUAAGCCCAGCCCACAGGGCUCGCUACUUCUGGGGAAAUUUACCUGGAAUGAACCGACCACUUGUGACUUCACUCACUGAUAAAGUAGAACUGCAGGACUGCCUGGAGGUCGGACGAACUGCAAUGUUCAACAAAGUUCGCACUAUCACCACCAAGUCCAACUCCAUCAAACAAGGGAAGAUGGGGCCUCUGCCAGUCACCAUGAAUGGAAAAGAGGACUAUCUUUGGUGCACUGAAAUGGAGAGAAUAUUUGGGUUUCCAAAGCAUUACACAGAUGUGAAUAAUAUGGGGCGAGGACAGAGGCAGAAGGUGCUUGGGCGGUCCUGGAGCGUUCCUGUGAUCCGACAUCUCUUUGCCCCUCUGAAGGAUUACUUUGCUUGCGAGUAAAGCCACCGUCUGGUCCAGGCAGCUCUGGCACUGGAGGUCCAAAUUAAGUCUCUCCGAUAAAUGAAUUUGAUUUUUUUUGUUUUUUUCUGCAGAUUCUGACCUCACAGAAAAUUGUCAAAUUUUAAUGUUGCAUUUGUUCUUAAGUUCAGAAAGCAUGUUAUCCUGAUGAUUUAUCCUUGGAAUGCACAGCCACUUUUGGAUUGGAUUUUCUUAAGUACUGUCAUUUUUAACUUGUGUACUUUUAAACUGAUUUUAAUGCUGGAGAGAGCCACACGAUACUCCACCCACUACCUCAGUGCCAUUCUGUGAUUUGUUCAUUGUCUGGAGGAAUGCCGCUUUAUGCCUAUUUAUAAUUUAAUAAAUAAGUUAAUAUUAGUUUGGUUUAGUUUAUCAGUUUUAAACUUAUGUCAGCUUUUUAGAUCAAAUUUUUACAUUAAAUCUUUUCCGUGUUUUAGGAAUAAACAUGUCCUGUUUUUAAAUAUUGCAUUUCAGAAUUUUUAAAAUUAUGGUAAUGUUGUCAUUCCACGGCACGUUUUAUAAUACAGGAUGUUUGGCCAUCAUGACAACUGUACUAAGUCAGCAUUUUUUAGGAGCAUCUAUUUAACUGAAAUUAAUGCUAAUAUAGAUGACUUGGGUUUCAGUUAAACUGCGUUUUAUUUAUAGGAAUACAUGCAAUCUUGUAGUGCUCCAUGUAUUUAGAAGCACAAAUAUUGUCUGUGCCAUUAAUUUUUACUCAAAGCCUUGGGCUGAUGAUAGAUUUGAGUUGACAGUAGCCUUCCAAAGCUUUACCAUUUUUUUUUUUUUAACUUUUUUUAAGUUGUAAUCUUUAUCAUUGUUAAUCAAUUUGCAGAGCAACACUGCAGUUUUAAGACAAUUUUUUUCCUUGAGCUAGCAUUUUAGUCCACACUAUCAUCAUUUUACAAGAAACAGGUCAUCGACCCUUAGGAUUAAGUAUUUCGCUUUUCAUUUUGCCCCAUUUGUUACCUGUACGCACUUCCGAUUUUAAACUGUUGGCUGAAACUGUGGUCACUGCAGCAUUAAUUUGUGUUGUUUUUGGUGAGGAUUUAGCAUACUACAAUAUCUAAGUGAGAGUUAACUGAAGCCUUUUUGUAGAACAUGAUGCAAUGUGAUCAAGGGCUUAAACUCUGAAUAAGUGCCUACAAACUGAUAGGCAAUUUUUUUAUGUAGAAAAAAUUGUGAACUGAUUGUAAUUGGCAUGACUUCAGACUACUUUAAAGGGAAUAAUUUUGGCUACUUUGUCUAGUGCAAGUGUCUAAAUUAUAUCUUACCUUUGAAAUGUCUCCGAUUACAUUUCGUUAUCAAUUGUGGUCUACUGUCAGUGUGAAAUUAGGUGCUUCAGAAUGUGUGUAUAAAUACUAUGCGUUUUCUUUGUAGUUGUUUAGCAUGUGUCUUUUUGUAGCAUUAUGUGGAUCAUGGUGAUUUGUGGUUCGGACUGUCACAGGUCAAAGCUAGUGUGACCAUACAUCCUCUUUUUCCCGGACAUAUUCUGGCAUGGAUUUCUAUCAGUCGAUUAUAUACUAUACCUGCAUGCUAUCGGUCAGAUUUCUUUUCAGUCAUUACCUUCAAGUAUAAAAACAAUAGGAAAACAAAUCCAUUUUAGGUCAUUUAGAAAUCCCAUCCAGGACAUGUCUGGGGGAAAAAGAGGACAUAUGGUCACCCAAAUCAAAGCUGAUCUUCAGCUUUUGGUAGUUUUCUAAAACUUGAUACCAACUUACUCAAACUAAGCUUGAUUAAACCAGUUUUAGUGAGGCAUGGGCCAGCUUGAGGUGUGUGUGUGCUUUGGUGAAAUAUCAUUAACUGGAUUACAUGUCUUGAUGCCUGUUGGUCUAUGUCUAUGUCUUGUAGCAAAGCUUUAGAAAUUCCCAGUAAGAACUGUGUUGGUGCUGUGUUACAUGUGAUUUUUGUAAAAUGAUGGUUCAUGUGUAAUUUGGAGGUGCAGUACUGUGUUAUAAAGAAUAACUUCCUCAGGUCUUUUCAACACCAGCAGGCCUCAUAGGACCGUGAUCUUUAAUGUCACACUUGAUUAUUUUUAUUCAAUUCUUUGUGAACAGAAUAUACUAUAUAUUUGUACCCUUGAAAUUGCCCUUAAUACCUCUUUUUUUUUUCCUGUUGAAUGGGUCAUUCACACACCCUGAUGUGUUUUGGUGCUAAAUGAUAUGCUAAUGAUGUCUGUAGAUCUAGAAUGUUUUCCCUGAACUGAUGAUUGACAAGACUGGUUUUGUUUUAAUCUUUUGAUAUUUGAUAUAGUCUGCUUACCUAGCUUUAAUAUUCCAUGCUUGUACUAACAUCAGUAAAGAAAAAUAAAUUG
Molecule: messenger RNA, 6119 nt
Organism: Sinocyclocheilus rhinocerous
Lineage: Eukaryota; Metazoa; Chordata; Actinopteri; Cypriniformes; Cyprinidae
Gene: dnmt3ba
Product: DNA (cytosine-5-)-methyltransferase 3 beta, duplicate a
Exons: 20
Coding region: 83-3790 (1235 amino acids)
Biological process (GO): negative regulation of transcription by RNA polymerase II
Cellular component (GO): nucleus
Molecular function (GO): protein binding; DNA binding; DNA (cytosine-5-)-methyltransferase activity, acting on CpG substrates
Source: RefSeq, a predicted model, not a curated record